GGCCUGGGGUCCGGAAGCCCAGCGACUCCUUGGCGCCUGCCGGUUUGGGGGCGCGGGACCCCGUCGGGCGAUGGGUCCCGUGGGCGCUGGGUGGCGCGCCACGUGGGUGCUGGCCGGGGGCGUCCUGGUCGCGGCCCUGGCUCUGGGGGCCGGAGGCUGGCUCCCCGCGGGCCCCGGCCCGCUCCAUCACCCCUUCGGCGAGCAGGCUCCCCGCGCGUUGCCCGCGGGGCCCCAGGUCGGGUACUGCCCAGGGACCCCCUCGGCACCCAGCAGGGCAGGGCUCGAGCGCAGAGCACAGGGCCUGUUCUGUAGGACGUGGCUGCACGUGGAGCGCUCUCAUCUGAAGAUGGCAGAAGUCCCACUUGGAAUGAAACCCAACAGGAACACUGAUGUCCCCAGCCCAGUCCCGACCUCGGCAGCCUCCCCAGGGCUGUGGACUCAUUCCUUAUUUGCCUUCGCACCUUCCUGGCCCAAGAGGAACCUCUUUAAAAGAGAGUCUGCUGCAACGCCCCACCUGUAUGGAGAUAUUUCAAGACAAGUUCAAGGGACUUCAGAGAAUGGAGUAAUUUUUCAGAAAUGUGCACUGGUGUCGGGGCAGAGCGAACCACAGACGGUGCUCAUUCACCUGUUCGUGAACAAUACCAAGACGCCCUCGUCAGCCAACCUCUCAGAACUGCUCGUGCUGGAUGACAUCACAGGCCUCACCCUCAGGGAGUCGGUCGGGAACAUGACCCAGGAUGGAUUCCAGGCUUUCAGAAAGAAGUUUCUGCAAGUUGGAGACUCCUACUGGGUGACCUACACGGCCUGGCUGGACUCGGAAGCUGUGGGGACCGGAGAGAGGCUGACCCUUCCUGCCCAGCUCACCUUUCAGAGCUCCUCACCGAACAGGACACAGCUGAAAGCCCUUCUUACCAUAACAGCAGAAGAGAAGGUAACGGUUCUACCCAACCAUGGUCUCCAUGCCGCGGCCUUCUUCACUGCCUUCCUGGUCUCCCUGGCACUGAGCUGGACGGUACUCUUCUUCUUUGCACGAUACCAGUGUCUGCAGGGAGGCGUGCUGGCCAGACGCCGGGUUCAGCGAGCCGAGAGCAAGUUGGAGCCCUCGCCUUUCACCUCGGCGGGCGGAGUGAACGAGGACCUUUCCCUCAACGACCAGAUGGUGGACAUCCUGACUUCCGAGGACCCCGGGAGCAUGCUGCAGGCCUUAGAGGAGCUGGAGAUCGCCACCCUGAACCAGGCGGAUGCAGAUCUGGAGGCCUGUCGCACCCAAAUCAGCAAGGACAUCAUUGCCCUUCUGCUGAGGAGCCUGACCAGUGGCGGCCACCUUUCCCCCCAGGCGGAGAGAAGGAUGGCUCUUGUUUUCAGAAAGCAGUUUCUACUCCUGGAAAAGGAAGUACAAGAGGAGUAUGACCGGAAGAUGCUGGCCUUGACAGCUGAGUGUGACCUGGAAACUAAAAAGAAGACAGAAAACCAGUAUCAGCGGGAGAUGUUGGCGACGGAGGAAGUAGAGGAGUUGCUGAAGCGUGUGAGCGAGCGGUCUGCUGCCGAGUGCCGGGGCCUGCUGCGGACCCUCCACGGCCUGGAGCAGGAGCACCUGAGGAGCGCCCUGGCUUUGCACCAGGAGGAAGACCUCGCACAGGCUCACAGGCAGCUGGCCAUUUUCCAGAGAAACGAGUUGCACAGUAUCUUUUUUGCCCAGAUAAAAAGUGCUAUUUUGAAAGGGGACCUGAAGCCAGAGGCCGCUAAAAUGCUGCUGCAAGAUUAUUCUAAACUGCAGGAGAAUGUAGAAGAGCUGAUGGAUUUCUUCCAAGCUACUAAGAGGUAUCAUCUAAGUAAAAGGUUUGGCCACAGGGAGUACCUGGUCCAGAACCUGCAGUGCACGGAGACCCGGGUGCAAGGCCUUCUGAGCACUGCAGCUGCGCAGCUGACCCAGCUCAUCCAGAAACACCGCAGGGCGGGGUACCUGGACGAAGACCAGAUGGAAGUGCUCCUGGAGCGGGCUCAGACGGAAGUCUUUUCUAUAAAACAGAAGUUGGAAAACGACUUAAAGCAGGAAAAGAAAAAGCUCCACCAGAAGUUGGUCACCAAGAGAAGACGAGAGUUGCUUCAGAAGCACAAGGAGCAGCGGAGACAGCAGCUGUCCACUGGCGAAGCCCUCCGGGCUGCUGAAGACGCCGGCCAGUACCUGGGCCAGUGGAGGAGCAUGGUGGCCGAGCACAGUGCCGCCCUGGAGGAGCUGCAGGAGGGCCUGGACCAGGCCGCCCUGGACGACCUGCGGGCCCUGACCCUGGCGCUGUCGGAGAAGGCCACCGAGGCCCUGCGGCGCCUGCAGAGCUCGGGGAUGACGCAGGAGCUGCUCAAGCGCAGCGUGCCCUGGCUCUUCCUGCAGCAGAUCCUGGAGGAGCACGGCCAGGAGUCGGCCGCCCGCGCUGCGCAGCUGGAGGCCGAGGAGAGGGAGCGGGGCCAGGAGGGCGUCCGGAGCGUGAGGCAGAGGCUGCAGGAGGACGCCCUGGAGGCCUCGGUGGAGGAGCAGGCGGAGCUGAGGUGCUGGGAGCGCCUGAUCUUCCUGCGGCUCUGCUGCUGGACCUUCUCACUGUCUGAAGAGGAGCUGCUCAGGAUGAGGCAGGAGGUCCACGGCUGCUUCGCCCAGAUGGACAGGAGCUUGGCCCUCCCCAAAAUCCGGGCCCGCGUCCUGCUGCAGAGAUUCCAGACCUCCUGGCGGGAAGCAGAGGUCCUGAAGCUGGACCAGGCCCUGGCUGCACCCGAGCUGCAGUCCAAGACAAGGAAGCCGCGGUCCAAGAGUAAAAGCAAGGUAGACCUUUUGAAGAAGUGCAUCGAAGACAAGAUUCGCCUCUUUGAGGAACAGGCCCCUGAGGACCUGGUUGAAAAGGUGCGAGGGGAGCUGCUGCGGGAGAGGGUGCAGCGGCUGGAGGCCCAGGAGGGACGCUUCGCGGAGUCGCUGGUUGCUGUGCAGUUCCAGAAGGUGGCCCGGGCCACCGAGACCCUGUCGGCCUUCACUGCCCUGCUCAGCAUCCAGGGUCUGCUGCUGGAGGAGCUGAGGGAGUCGGAGACACUGAGCCAGGCGGCUUGCGGCCAGAUCCUGCAGUCCCACAGCCCGGAGCUCCAGGAGCUGGAGAGGAGGCUGGAGGACCAACUGGCCCAGCAGGAGGCAGCCCAGCAGCAGCAGGCCCUGGCCAGCUGGCAGCACUGGGUGGCUGGGGGGCCUGGGCUCCUGAGCGAGCCUGGGGAGGAGGACUCUGAAAGGCCCGUCUCCGCCGUCCUGCAGCAGGCCCUGGGCAAGGGCCAGAAGUUACUGGAUCUCCACCAGCAGAGUUGGAGACAAGAGCAGCAGGACAGCGCUGUGCUGGAGGAUCUGCUGGAGAACAUGGAGACGGACACCUUCAUGACCCUGUGUGGCCAGGAGCUGAGGCUGGCGUCGUACCUCUGCAAGAUGGCGAUGGUGCCCGGGGCCACGCUGUGCCGCCUCCUGAGUGUGCUGCUGCCCGCGGGCUCCCAGCCCCAGCUGCUGGCCCUGCUGGAUUCGGUCAGUGAGAAGCACUCGGACCGCGCGGCAGACCACGAGGGCAGGGAGCAGGCCGACCCUGGCAGGAGGAGGAAACACCAGGCCUGGUGGCAAGCCCUGGAGAGGGAGCUGCGAGGCGAUCUGACGGCCAGGGGCCUGGAGAAGGUGCGCUGGGCCCGACAGAGGAAGGCGAGCAUAUUAAAGAAGACGCAUGUCCCCAUCAGGGAGAGGAUGGCGCUCUGCGGAGAAGGCUGGCCGCACCUGUCCCUGGAGCCCGUUGGCGAACCGGCCCCUGUCCCCAUCCUAGGUGCGGAAGCCCUCGACGUGUUAAACACAGGCCUAAAAGCAACAGGGCCAGCUGAUCAGGGACUGGACCUCCACUAG
Molecule: messenger RNA, 3907 nt
Organism: Ictidomys tridecemlineatus (thirteen-lined ground squirrel)
Lineage: Eukaryota; Metazoa; Chordata; Mammalia; Rodentia; Sciuridae
Source: RefSeq, a predicted model, not a curated record